This is a messenger RNA of Lagopus leucura (white-tailed ptarmigan), 1434 nucleotides long. It is a transcript of the gene PRIM1, whose product is annotated as DNA primase subunit 1. The record is from RefSeq and is a predicted model, not a curated record. Gene Ontology annotation, cellular component: alpha DNA polymerase:primase complex. The transcript is spliced from 13 exons. The coding region runs from base 9 to 1268 and encodes 419 amino acids. Gene Ontology annotation, biological process: DNA replication, synthesis of primer. Lineage: Eukaryota; Metazoa; Chordata; Aves; Galliformes; Phasianidae.
UUCCCGCCAUGGCGCCGUUCGAACCGGCGGCGCUGCCGGAGCUGCUCCCGGUGUUCUACCGCCGGCUCUUCCCGCACGGCGCCUACGGCCGCUGGCUCGGCUACGGCGGCGUGGAGAAGAACUACUUCCAGCUGCGGGAGUUCUCCUUCACGCUGCGGGACGAUGUGUACGUGCGGUUCCAGUCGUUCGGCAGCCCGCAGGAGCUGGAGAAGGAGCUGCAGAGGACCAACCCGUACAAGAUCGACAUCGGCGCCAUAUAUUCGCAUCGCCCCAACCAGCACAACACGGUGCACCUCGGGGCGUUCCAACCCGUGGAGAAGGAGCUGGUGUUCGACAUCGACAUGACCGACUACGAUGACGUCCGGACGUGCUGCAGCUCGGCCGACAUCUGCUCCAAGUGCUGGACUCUGAUGACCAUUGCUGUCCGUGUGAUUGACCGCGCGCUCGUGGAGGACCUGGGCAUGAAGCACCGCCUGUGGGUGUACUCGGGACGGAGAGGUGUGCACUGCUGGGUCUGCGACGACGCCGUGCGCAAAUGGUCCCCGGCGCUGCGUGCGGCCGCUGUGGAGUACCUGAGCCUGGUGAAGGGUGGAGCUGAGACGGUGAAGAAGGUGAACCUCUCGGAGCCCGUGCACCCCUUCAUCAGGCGGUCGGUGAACGUAGUGGAGAAGUACUUUGAGGCAUACGCACUGCAGGGCCAGGAUGUCUUGGGCAGCCCCGAGCGCUGGGACAAAGUGCUGGCCUUGGUCCCAGAAGAGCACCGUGAGCUGCUGCAGAGCGAGUUCCCCAAGAAGCGCGACUCAGUGCAGCGCUGGGAGCUGCUGAAGGGCCGCAUGGAGCGGACACGGCGGGCAGCAGGCAGUGGGAAGGGCACGGCGUGCUAUGCAGACUGGGAGAUCAUGCUGCAGUACUGCUUCCCACGGCUCGACAUCAACGUCAGCAAAGGCAUCGGGCACCUCCUGAAGAGCCCCUUCAGCGUCCACCCCAAAACAGGCCGCAUCUCAGUGCCACUGGACCUGCAGAGGUUGGAUGACUUCGACCCGUUCGCAGUGCCCACCAUCAGCUCGCUGUGCCAGGAGCUGGAUGUGGCUGGCGAUGAUGCAGAGCAGGAGGACAGCGAGGAGACGGAGCCAAAGCGGCGGAUGCGGGACUACCGGCGGACGCAGCUGGCGCCCUACGUGAAGGCCUUCGAGCAGUUCCUGGAGGAGAUGGAGCGCGCGCGGCGUGGGGAGCGGCUGUGGAGGAGCGACCAGCAGGGAGAGUUCUGACCACGCUGCCGGCAGCCCCUGCCCUUGGGAGGCCGUUGAUUGACCUUGAUUGACGUCUGCUGCUGCUGUGGGGCAGGGAGACUGACCCCCCCCCCGGUUCCCUUCUCACUUCUUUUUAUGCUUUUUGUACUUUUUGUACCCAAAAUCCAUUAAAGGGCGCUGCUCA